Messenger RNA from Daphnia pulex (common water flea), 1164 nucleotides. It is a transcript of the gene Rab30, whose product is annotated as ras-related protein Rab-30-like. The record is from RefSeq and is a predicted model, not a curated record. The transcript is spliced from 7 exons. Gene Ontology annotation, cellular component: trans-Golgi network. Lineage: Eukaryota; Metazoa; Arthropoda; Branchiopoda; Diplostraca; Daphniidae. Bases 114 to 755 code for a protein of 213 amino acids. Gene Ontology annotation, molecular function: GTPase activity; GTP binding.
UGAAGCGGAAAUCUCCCUAUCUAGCCUUUACCGUUAGUGACUAAAUGUGAAAAGGUCUCCUCAGAACUUUUAGUUUUUCGACUGCUAUCUCGUAGAUAGUCGAUUUCAUAUCAAUGGAAGAUUAUAAGUAUCUAUUCAAAGUUGUUUUGAUUGGAAAUGCUGGAGUUGGGAAAACUUGUUUGGUCAGAAGGUUCACUCAGGGAAUAUUUCCUCCUGGGCAGGGAGCCACAAUUGGAGUUGAUUUCAUGAUCAAAACAGUUGAAAUUGAUGGACUUAAAAUAAAGCUGCAGAUCUGGGACACGGCUGGGCAAGAGCGCUUUAGAUCGAUAACCCAAAGCUACUACAGAUCGGCACAUGCACUUAUUCUCGUGUAUGACGUAAGUGCUCAACCAACUUUUGACUGUCUGCCAGUCUGGUUAAGAGAGGUCGAAGAAUAUGCAAGCCCCAAAGUUCUCCGAGUCUUAGUUGGUAACAAAGUCGAUCGUGAUGAUCGAGAAAUUCCGCCAGCAGUUGGAGAGGCGUUUUCACGAAUGAAUAACAUGUACUUCAUCGAAACUUCAGCAAAGGAUUGCAGCAACGUUGACAAACUCUUUCAGGAAAUAGCCAGAGAACUUAUCCAGACAAUGCGAAACCAACGCCAGGAAACUAGUCAGGACGCCAACUCCAAUGAUGGACCCGUUGGUCAACAGGAGACAACUCACCUUGAUGGCGCUUCCGAAAAGUCAUGGUCAGAAUCCAAUUGCUGCAAGUCUUGAUCUUCCGGUAAAAUGAUCUCUGAAUAGCUUUAAUUCCGUGCGAUGUUGUGCUAAUGUGUUUGGUGAUGAUCCCCUAUUCAUAUUAUAACUAUCCUUAAAAAAAAACCCUAAUGUAUUCAGUAUUUUGACCCCGGCCCAUUGGCAUUGUUUGAUGUUUUUAUUGUCUCGUCUUUCAGUUAAAAAACUGAACGUGAAAUGGUUUUGAUCCGAGGUUUCGUAAUCUCAAUAAUAUUCUUGUCCUGUUAAACGUACAUUACAUUAAGUCCUAGUGAUGUGUGUAAAUUGUAAAUAUCCUUUAACCAAUAUGAUCUGCUUAUUACUGUAUGUCUUACCUAUUAUAAUCGGAACACAAAUUGUAUGUUGGUUUCGUGAGUUUGGAUCACAAGAAAAUAUAUCCAUUCCUGGUGAA